CCAUGGGCCCCGGCCACAGGUUUUCACUAAAUCUGUUGGCAAUGUCUAUGAUCUUAUCUGCCUCAGUGGUCCGUGUUAGAGAUGGGCUUCCGCUAUCUGCCUCUACAGAUUAUGAGCAAAGCAUGGGAGUGCAGCAAUGUAGAAAAUAUUUUAAAACACUUUCGAAGAAGCUUGCUCAGCUUCCUGAUAGAUGUAUGCUGAAAGCUGGCCAGUAUAAUAUAAAUUUUAUUAGCUCUCUGGGAGUGAGCUACAUGAUGCUGUGCACUGAAAAUUACCCCAGUGUUCUGGCUUUCUGCUUCCUGGAUGAGCUUCAGAAAGAGUUCAUCACCACGUACAAUAUGAUGAGGACAAAUACUGCCAUCCGGCCAUACUGUUUCAUAGAGUUUGAUAAUUUUAUUCAAAGGACCAAGCAGAGAUAUAAUAACCCACGGUCUCUGUCGACAAAGAUAAAUCUUGCUGACAUGCAGACAGAAAUCAAGCUGAGACCACCUUAUCAAAUUUCCAUGUCUGAACUUGGUUCAACAAAUGGAUUUGCACACUUAUCAGCUGCAGAAUUUAAGGGUACUGGUAAGAUAUCUGCUGCUCCUCAUCAACGACUGGAAGCCGUUACUCUGCCAGGGAUUGUUUCAUUUAUACUGAGCCUGUUAUGUGGGGCUUUGAAUUUAAUUAGAGGGUUUCAUGCCAUAGAAAGUCUUCUGCAGAACGAGGGUGAAGAUUUUAGUUAUGUCAUUGCGUUUUUCCUUGGAACAGCAGCCUGCUUGUAUCAGUGUUAUUUAUUUUUAUACUGCACAGGCUGGCGGAACGUCAAAUCCUUCCUGACUUUUGGUUUAAUCUGCCUAUGUAACAUGUAUCUGUACGAACUGCGCAAUCUCUGGCAGCUCUUCUUCCACGUGACAGUGGGAGCAUUUUCAGCAUUACAAAUACGGCUAAGACAACCACAAGGGAAAUCCCCAGAUUACAAUGUCUGACCCAAGUCCUGGGACCUCCCAAGGCAGUCUUAGUCUACCCAUGGUUCCUCUCAGGAAUGAAAAGCUUUUCUCCAAAAGAAGCAGUUGUGGUUUGUUUUUUGUUGUUGUUGUUGUUUUUGUUGUUUUUUUUUUUAAGCUCAACACAAGAUGCCUGUGGACAUUUGUGACUUGAGAACUUAGACUUAUCCUCACUGAAGACACACACAAUACAGGAUUAGUGGAGAAAAAUGGGUCCUAUCCAUGCAGAGCAUUGUCCCUUGAGGACAAAUAAAAGUUUGGAGGACUUGACUGAUCGCAGGAAAAAGCCUCCUUCAAAAGUAUGAUAAUGGAAAAAGAUAUAUACAUACAGGGCAUGUUCUGCAUAUCAAGUGAGCGCUCCAAUUCCAAGAUCAGUUUUGCCUUUGUGAGGCAGUAGUAUAGGCUGAAUACAAAGAUGCUAUUGCAUAUUAGCAGACUAUAUUUGGAAUGAGAGAGUUACUAAAUGUGAGACUAUUGGAUUGCACAUUAAAUUUAAUGGAAUGGGUGUAUAUGUUUUCUUAAUUAAAGCCUAACCUGGAAACCAUCUGUUUAUGGGGAUUAGCUCCUUUGUCCCAGUGGCCUUCUACCUAGUGCUGAGUUAACUAUAAAUCUUGGUAAAUAGUUUUCUCUGUAUAAUUUGUUUUUAAUGAUCUUUUGAAAGUGACCUUUAUGGACAAGUUUUAUUUAAGUAAAUAACCUACAAUUCUGUCUCUUGGCUCUCUUUGCUCUCCUCCUCUGUUUGAACACUAGAAGUUCGAAAAGAAGUUGCCAGGUGGGUAAACAGACAUUGAUUUGCAACCUGUUUGAGCUAUUGCUUGUCUCUCUAUACAUUUUAAGAACUGGAUUAAUAGCCGAAAUCUAAUUUAGCAUAUAGGCAACUGGUGGUGAGUUUAUUUCCAUCAAUCAUAAACUGAGUUCAGUUAAAAAAAAAAACAAGGUUUUUGGAUCCAGGGAUUUUGUUGGUUUGGUAGAUUUACAUUUUACUGAAUUGGAGUUGAACCUCACUAAUUUGUAGUAGUGGCUGGGACAUCUAUGUAAAAUCAGAGUUUGUGAAUUAAUUAGCAGAUGAACAAUCAAGGCUAUUACAUUGCAUUCUGUUUCCUUUGACAAUCAUAUUUUGUGUUAUUUCCAGAGCUUUAUAGUACACUAUAGUUUUAAUAUAGUUUGCUCAAGUUGUGAGGUGUAGUAAUAUGGUAAUAUGGGGCAUAAUUAAAGCAUUCAGAAAAGUUUUAAUAGCAGGAAGGCUUCCACAUUGCUUGUGAGCGUUACUAGGCUUGGUGAUUAGUGAGGCUCUGCUUUACUAUGAAAUGUUACUCAUCAAAUCUUUGUAGGCGGUCCCCACCUAAAAUGUUCUCGUCAGUAAUUUAUUGGCAAUCAAGCUGAUAGCAGAGAAGUAAUACCUAGACUGGGAACAACUAUAAUUUUUUUUUAAAGGAAGUGACCUUACUCAAGGACAUCCAGGUGCCCAAGACCAAGAUAAUUUACAGAAUGGAAUCAGUCCUAAAUGAACAGCAGUGGGUUUUCUGAAUUUUCACUUAAAAAUGCAUCUGACUCGGCCUGCAACCUCAUCAACUGUUGUUUGAUUGUUUACUCUUAAUCUGAAAACUGCCAAGUCUGUAUUCAGAGAAUAAUGCACGGAAUGUUACAUAGUUCUGCAGGUUAUAUAUACACAACCCACCACACGCUGGUGUGGACAGACUUUUUUCCUAAUAUAUAUAAUUUACAAAAUAUAGAAUUUGGUAUAUCUGUUAGAUCUCCAUGUUUUCAAUAUUACAAAAUAAAAAAUACAAAAACAAGAAAGUUGGCGGGGGGGUUCCCCCGAAAGUGUCUGUCUCUUGUUUUCAUCUAGUCUUUCAUGUGUAAACUGAUAUAUAUAUAUACCAAAGAAGAGCACAGAAGACUUUCAUUUAAUAAAUAUGUUUGCAGAGCCAUGUUUCCUCAUCUUGAUCUUAGGUGUACCAAUCCUAUUCAGAAGAGUAGGCUGUUAGCCAUGUAAGAGAAAGGGGACAGUUUUAUAGGGCAAGCUGUCUUUUUCAACCUAAAAACAUUACUGAUGCUGUUCUGAAAGGCCUUUUGUGUAGAACAGUGGGGGUCACUUUUAAUUUUGAAAGCCUAUCAAACAGCUAAUAAAAGAAUAGGGGUACACUUGAAAGAGCUGACCGUAUGGAACAGAAAUAUUAUAGGAGUGCAAAUCCUUUCCUAAAUAAUGCUUUGUAGUGAAUCAUACAUUCCUUCAACCCAGUAAAAUUUUGUGUAGCUUCAAUAAAUAUUUAAAUAUCUUUA
Chelonoidis abingdonii (Abingdon island giant tortoise) is the source of this 3269-nucleotide messenger RNA. It is a transcript of the gene SEC22A, whose product is annotated as SEC22 homolog A, vesicle trafficking protein. The record is from RefSeq and is a predicted model, not a curated record. NCBI's taxonomy places the organism in Eukaryota, Metazoa, Chordata, Testudines, Testudinidae. Gene Ontology annotation, biological process: endoplasmic reticulum to Golgi vesicle-mediated transport.